AUGCAAUCGGAGAUGGCGAAAGACGCGGCGGCUCCGGAGAAAUCCCCGAUGGAGCUACUUCAAGAGAGCAAAGCCUCCGUCGAGGCAAUCAUCGCGAGGAUGCUCUCAAUCAAAAAACAAGGAAACCCCAAAUCCGAGAAUCGCGAACUCCUCACUCAGAUGUUUCUCAACUUCAUCAACCUCCGUCAGGCGAAUCGUGCGAUUCUGACGGAAGAAGAGAAAGUGAAAUCCGAGACGGAGUUAGCAAAAUCCCCAAUGGAUUUCACGGCAUUGCAGCUUCACAAUCUCAUGUACGAGAAGAGCCAUUACCUCAAAGCCACAAAGACUUCCAGAGAAUUCAAAUCCAAGUACCCAAACAUCGAUCUCAUAUCCGAGCAAGCCUUCCUCAGAGACGCCCCUGAAGCAAUCAAAUCCCAAACGCUCUCAAACGAUGCUUCUCAUGAUCUGAUGCUCAAAAGACUCAACUUUGAGCUCCACCAGAGGAAAGAGCUAUGCAAGCUUCGAGCUAAGUUAGAACAACAAAAGAAGUUCUUGCUGGAAACUAACGCAGAGCGAAGCAAGUUUCUUUCAAGUCUUCCAUUACACCUAAAAUCUCUAAAGAAGGCGUCUUUGCCUGUACAUAGCCAGUUGAGUUUACCGAAUCCGAAGAAGAUAAAGUAUCAUAACCUAGCUGAGCUUCUUCCUCCGCCGCUUUACGUCAUCUACUCGCAGUUCAUGGCGCAGAAGGAAGCUUUUGAAGAGAACAUCGAUGUUGAAGUAUCUGGGAGUCUUAAAGAUGCUCAAACUUAUGCCAAGCAGCAAGCAGAACAAAGAUUGGAUGAUAAUGAUGAAGAUGAUGAUGAUGGGAAAAGGCAAAGGAAGCGAGCCAAGAAAGAGUGUUGUGAUGAGGCAGGACUAUAUAAAGUCCAUCCUCUCAAGAUUGUCCUUCAUGUUUAUGAUGAUGAUGAGAUCUCAGACCCGAAACCCUGUAAGCUUGUCGUGCUCAAGUUUGAGUACUUGUUGAAGUUGAAUGUGGUUUGUGUUGGCACUGAAGAGUCUGAGGAUGGCCCUGAGGGAAAUGUCUUAUGCAGCUUAUUUCCAGACGAUGCUGGUCUUGAGCCUCCUCAUCAGUCAGCGAAGCUCACUCUUGGCGAUAAUCAUGCAUUUGAUGAGAGUAGAACUUCAAGGCCGUAUAAGUGGGCACAAGAUUUGGCGGGGAUCGAGAUUUUACCUGAGAUGUCACGGUUUUUAAGCGGCAAGGAUACUCAGAAGAGUGAUACAGCUUCUGCGUCUGAUCAGCGGAAUGUGCAAACUGUUCUGCAACGUAUACGGUCUCAGAGAAAGAGUAAGCUAAAUCCUGUGUGA
Messenger RNA from Microthlaspi erraticum, 1344 nucleotides. The record is from the annotation of a GenBank genome assembly. NCBI's taxonomy places the organism in Eukaryota, Viridiplantae, Streptophyta, Magnoliopsida, Brassicales, Brassicaceae.